Gastrolobium bilobum is the source of this 819-nucleotide messenger RNA. RefSeq names its product OVARIAN TUMOR DOMAIN-containing deubiquitinating enzyme 3. The coding region runs from base 119 to 793 and encodes 224 amino acids. NCBI's taxonomy places the organism in Eukaryota, Viridiplantae, Streptophyta, Magnoliopsida, Fabales, Fabaceae. The record is from RefSeq and is a predicted model, not a curated record. Gene Ontology annotation, biological process: endoplasmic reticulum unfolded protein response; protein deubiquitination. Gene Ontology annotation, cellular component: nucleus; cytosol. Gene Ontology annotation, molecular function: cysteine-type deubiquitinase activity. The transcript is spliced from 8 exons.
UUCCAGUUUGGACUAACAAAACAGUGUCCAACUCUCACACAGUUAUCUCCUUCACCUUAGAGUCGUAGACUCGUAGUUGCGUUUUCACUUUUCACUCCGUUGCAUUUCCUCAGAUUUCAUGGCCAACAAGCUUUCCAAUGAGGAUAUUCUUCAGCAGCUGAGAAAUGGGACUGCAAAAUUUGAGCUUGUUUCUUCCCCGGUUCCUUCAGUUGUUGCUCUUCCUAACCGGAACACAAGCUUAUUUGGAAUUGGGAAUUGUAGCACUCUCUUUUUCGCUAGAAUUGGGUCAUCAUUUGGUGGACAGUCUCCAGCAAUGAAGAAACUUGAGCGUUUUUCAGUUCAGAAGGUUACAGGGGAUGGGCGGUGUCUGUUUCGUGCACUGGUCAAAGGAAUGGCUUACAAUAAGGGAAUUGCUCUUAACCAACGGGAAGAGAGAGAAAAUGCAGAUGAAUUAAGAAUGGCUGUGAAAGAAACUAUAUGUGAAAAUGGUGGAGAACGUAAACUAUAUGAAGAAGCCCUCAUUGCCAUCACAGUCGAUGAGACUCUACAACGUUACUGCCAACGGAUUGUGCGACCUGAUUUCUGGGGAGGAGAAUCGGAGCUACUGGUACUAUCAAAGUUAUGCAAGCAACCAAUUAUUGUGUACAUACCAGAACAUGAGCAUAGCGGCAGUGGUUUGGGAUCUGGUUUCAUUCCCAUUGCAGAGUAUGGAAGUGACUUUAGAAAGGGCUCUAGAAGAAAAGCUGUGAGGCUAUUGUUCAGCGGUAAGAACCAUUAUGAUCUUCUGGUAUGAGGAACUGCAUGGACGAAGGAGAAAAA